Molecule: messenger RNA, 696 nt
Organism: Glycine soja
Lineage: Eukaryota; Viridiplantae; Streptophyta; Magnoliopsida; Fabales; Fabaceae
Product: extracellular ribonuclease LE-like
Exons: 3
Coding region: 1-696 (231 amino acids)
Biological process (GO): RNA catabolic process
Cellular component (GO): extracellular region
Molecular function (GO): ribonuclease T2 activity; RNA binding
Source: RefSeq, a predicted model, not a curated record
AUGAAUAGCAAGUUCCUUUUGGUUUUACUACUCACGGAAAUUCUUAACUGUGAAGUACAAUAUUUCAAUGCCAACCCGUACGACUAUUUAGAACUAGCCUUAAGGUGGCCAAACUCCUAUUGCUUAACACAUGAAGAUGGUUGCAUGGAUAUAGUGCCCCAAUAUUUCACUAUUAGCUACUUUCGUCCCAGGAAAAUGGGAGGGCCUGAUCUACAAUAUUGUCGCACUCCAAUUACUCUGUCAAAUAGCAUUAUUGAGACAAACAAAUAUGACCUACUUAGAUUCUGGCCUGAUCUGACAACUGACAAUUUUAUAGAGAGCAAGUUAUUAUGGAGGGACCAAUGGAAAAAAUUUGGAUCCUGCUGUUAUAUGAUGCCAGAUGAUUAUAUUGUUUAUGCACUCAACAAUAGAAACAGAUACGAUCUAAAGAGAAUCUUGACAAGUGCAGGUAUUGUUGCCAAUGGAAAUUCAUAUCCAACGUAUAGGAUACUACAAACUUUCAAGAAAACUCUAGGUUUGAAUGUGAGCAUAGUUUGUGAGUCAGAUAGAAGUGGCAAUGUUUACCUUGCAGAGGUGCAUCAAUGUGUAGACAUCUCGGGAACAAUGCCUAUAAAUUGUGACAACAAUGCAAAAGGAUGUGACGAUGACCCCAUCUUUCCCUAUAUGGGAUUUCAACCAGAUAAAGAUCCCAAGUAA